Messenger RNA from Drosophila hydei, 1575 nucleotides. RefSeq lists its product as uncharacterized. The record is from RefSeq and is a predicted model, not a curated record. NCBI's taxonomy places the organism in Eukaryota, Metazoa, Arthropoda, Insecta, Diptera, Drosophilidae. The transcript is spliced from 2 exons. The coding region runs from base 309 to 1331 and encodes 340 amino acids.
GAUUAAUUGUAUUCGAUUACAAAGUCCAUAACAUCAAAACAUUAGUUAUUUGCAAUUAGUUAAACAAUUUGUUGUAGAGCAAUUAGCGUGCAAAUAUGUAUUUUCAGUGCAUACCGCUGUAUUAGUUAAUAAUAUAACAGUUUGCUUUCAGCGCAUGUUCAUUGAGGGAAAGACAGACACCAUUUUGAUUUGUAAGUGGCGAUACCUGUCCAAGAUUACCCAAAACAAUAACAUAUCAUUUUGCUGACUAAGAAGCGAAAGCUGAAGCCGAUCGCUGAUUGCGAAAAGAACAGAAACGCUGUUCAGCCAUGACCGAAACUGAAGGGACGGGGACGGGUGUGGUGACUGCAGCAGCUGGCGCUCGAUUCAUGCCACCUGAGGAGUUGGCUAUGCAAUCGCUUAUCAAACAGCUAUACAAAUCUCGACUAUUUCGAGGCAUUUACCUUGCGCGUUGCUUUGUAGAGCAGCUUGGUGGCUAUCGCGAUGUUAUAGUCCUACAGCGCAGCGAACGUGAUCUGGAAAAGCUGCUGCUAUCCAGCACAGACAAACUACAAUUGUUUUAUCAACGCUUUGUGCCCAACAUGUGGGUUGGCAUUACCAAAGGCAGCGUGGGCAGCUACAAGCACAUUCCACAUCCUGCACAGUUGGACACAUGCAUUUGGACCGAGCUCACUGAUUUGGCUUUCGCUGAAUACUGGUUUAGUAUUAAGACACUGCGGUUUCGAAGUCAGGAAGUUCAGAUCAAAUUGAAAAUGGUUCGCGCUGUUGAAGCCGACCCUAUGCCAACACCACGACCCUCACUAAUGAAAAGUAGCCCAAGCAGAGCCCUCACCUCUAGCGAUAGCACCAAAUUGGGUGUUGAUGACGAACGACAACCACCGCCAAUCGGCUUGGCUGAUUUUCUGGAUGUCCUACAGCAGUGGCGUCAGUCAGUUGUAACGACCACGUACGAGUUUAUGGCCAAUGAUGUGAAUAAGCGCAAUAUAAUGGGAGCUAUACGCUUUCUGGGCCUGCUCAUAUUUUCCAUAAUAAGCGGUGCUGCAGUUGCACUUCGUUUUAUGGGCAUAUUUGCGGUGCGAUUUCUUUUUGAGCUCAGUCGCUUCACACACACCGCCACCCCAAUCGUCUUCAAGCUGAUCGAGUUUGUCAACAAAAUAGUAGGCGCAACCUUCGUAUUAAUAGCGAUGAUAUGGAAGGAUUUGUUUGUAAAUCGUGGUGGCUCUGCCCCUCGACAGCCACUCGAAGCAAACAAUCAAUUCAAGAGCAUUACGUAUGAGAAGUCCGAACAGCACCAUCGCAGUCCGCGUUAUGUAUCGUCUCAUUAUCGGUAAUACUAUUUGAAUUAUCUUAUCUCUAUAUCUUGGCUGUCGAAAUUGUUAGGUUGCAUCUGCAUUUAGUCACCGGGUUAAGGGGUUUCGGGGCAUUGGUUUCCCUCUCAAUUUGUGUUACUAGCAUUAAAAUAUAAACAGCACUCAGUCCUUCGGAUUUCGUAGAUGUUUGCACAGCAAACAUUCAAAAACAGAGAUUUUGAUAUUUUAAAUUUUUUAUUGGUCAACUAUUUAUAUUAUUUUAAAC